AUGCUCUCGAUCCUGAGAAAGGCUCGCCUCAAGGAUAAGGAGCUAAGAAUUUUGAUGCUUGGCCUGGACAAUGCUGGCAAGACGACGAUCGUUAAGCAGGUUAUGAACGAGGACGUCACCACAGUGAGUCCUACCUUAGGUUUUAUCAUCAAAACUAUAGAUUUUCAAGGAUAUCGACUGAAUAUUUGGGACGUGGGAGGGCAAAAAACUCUUCGAUCGUACUGGAAAAACUAUUUCGAAAAAACCGAUACAUUGGUCUGGGUUGUGGAUGCGACGGACCGUCUAAGAGUCGACGACUGUCGCGAUGAGCUUGCUGGGCUCCUCCUGGAGGAUGUACGCUUUGCUAGCCCCACCCGAUGA
Aspergillus tanneri is the source of this 360-nucleotide messenger RNA. RefSeq names its product ADP-ribosylation factor-like protein 2 (gene ARL2). The transcript is spliced from 4 exons. The record is from RefSeq and is a predicted model, not a curated record. Gene Ontology annotation, biological process: protein folding. Bases 1 to 360 code for a protein of 119 amino acids. Gene Ontology annotation, cellular component: cytoplasm; microtubule cytoskeleton. NCBI's taxonomy places the organism in Eukaryota, Fungi, Ascomycota, Eurotiomycetes, Eurotiales, Aspergillaceae. Gene Ontology annotation, molecular function: GTP binding; GTPase activity.